AUAAUAAAACGAUAUUUGAUUCCUUCGCAGUUUGUUCGUCUCAAUCCGUCUCUACUUGCUCCGUGUCCUCUGCUCCAUUUCGCCGUCGCCGUUCGCUUCAGAUCUCGCCGGAGUUCUUCCCUCUCUCCAUUUUUUCGUCAAAUUGAAAUCUUUUUCGGAGUCUCCGAGUUGAACUUUUCCUGUUUUUCUUUCUAUUAUCUCCUUUUUCAGUGUCAGGUUUUCGUUUGGAUCUCGGGUUUUUUUUGUGUUUUUAUUAUUUUCCCUGUCGAGUUGCUCGGAAUCAGUUGUUUUCCCCUAUGACUGAACGAUCUGGGUGCUGAAAUCGAUCGGAAUGUGACCGGAAUCUACGGGGUGAGAGAUUCUCUCGGGAUUUUGUUGCCUUUUUUAUCCGUUUGGUGGUGUUGGCGAUGGAGGAUUCCGAUAACAAGAGGUGUAGGUUGAGCAGCGUGACGAUAGAUGACGUCAUCGAGCAAGUGAUGCCGUACAUAACCGAUCCGAAGGACCGUGAUUCUGCAUCGCUGGUGUGCCGGAGGUGGUUCAAGGUCGACGCCGACACGAGGGAGCACGUGACGAUGGCUCUCUGCUACACGGCGAAGCCCGACCGCCUGAGCCGCCGCUUCCCAAACCUGAGGUCACUGAAGCUGAAGGGCAAGCCAAGGGCCGCCAUGUUUAACCUGAUCCCGGAGAACUGGGGAGGGUAUGUUACCCCUUGGGUGAACGAGAUCGCGGCCUCUUUUCGGCAGCUCAAAUCGGUUCACUUCCGUCGUAUGAUUGUCAGCGACUUGGAUCUUGAUCUUCUGGCGAAGGCGAGGAAAGAUGAGCUCGAGGCUUUGAAGCUCGACAAGUGUUCUGGGUUCUCUACUGAUGGACUUUUAAGCCUCGCUCGACACUGCAGGAAGAUUAAGACAUUGCUCAUGGAAGAAAGCUUUUUCAUUGAAAAGGAUGGUGAAUGGCUUCAUGAGCUUGCCCUGCACAACACAUCUCUCGAGGUUUUAAACUUUUACAUGACGGAGCUCGCAAAAAUCAACCCGAAAGACCUGGAAACAAUAGCUAGAAACUGCCGCUCUCUUGUUUCUCUGAAGCUUGGAGACUGCGAGAUCCUGGACCUUGUUGGGGUUUUUAAGGCUGCUAUUAAUCUUGAAGAAUUCUGUGGUGGCUCCUUCAAUGAGGAUCCUGACAGACCUGACAAGUACCUGACUUUGUCUUUCCCCCGAAAACUAUGCCGUUUGGGCCUCUCCUACAUGGGAACAAAUGAAAUGCCGAUAAUAUUUCCAUUUGCUGCCCAAAUCCGGAAGUUGGAUCUGCUCUAUGCCCUGUUGGACACCGAGGAUCAUUGUACGUUAAUCCAGAAGUGUCCUAAUUUGGAAGUUCUUGAGACAAGGAAUGUUGUUGGAGAUAGAGGACUAGAAGUUCUUGCACGGCAUUGCAAGCGGUUGAAGCGGCUGAGGAUUGAAAGAGGUGCAGAUGAACAAGGAAUGGAGGAUGAAGAGGGCUUAGUCUCUCAGAGAGGAUUGAUCGCUCUUGCCCAAGGCUGCCAGGAGCUGGAAUACAUGGCUGUAUAUGUCUCUGACAUCAAUAACCAGUCCCUACAAAGCAUAGGUACCUACCUGAAAAAUCUCCGCGACUUCCGCCUCGUGUUGCUGGACAGGGAAGAAAGAAUUACGGAUUUGCCUCUGGACAAUGGGGUGCGAGCCCUCUUGAGAGGGUGCGAGCAGCUUAGAAGGUUCGCCCUCUAUCUCAGACCAGGAGGACUAACCGAUAUGGGUCUGAGUUACAUCGGGCAAUACAGCCCAAAGGUGAGAUGGAUGCUUCUCGGUUAUGUUGGGGAAUCCGAUGAGGGUUUGUUGCAAUUCUCGAUGGGAUGUCCCAGCCUCCAGAAGCUAGAGAUGAGAGGCUGUUGCUUCAGCGAGCAUGCGAUAGCUGUUGCGGUCACGAGACUGACUUCACUGAGGUACCUCUGGGUACAAGGAUACAGGGCAUCUGCCACAGGACGUGAUCUCUUGGCCAUGGCUCGUCCCUUCUGGAACAUCGAGCUGAUUCCCGCGAGAAGAAUCCCAGAAGUGAAUCAGAUUGGAGAGGUUAGAGAGGUGGAGCACCCUGCUCAUAUACUUGCUUAUUACUCACUGGCUGGUCAGCGACGAGACUUCCCAUCUACCGUUAUUCCCUUCGGUCCGUACCCUUGAAGAGCAUUUACCAGAGCCAAGUCUGUACAUAGAGCCUGUUUCCCGGUAGUUCUGUUUUAUUUUGCACGGUUUUCUGUUCAUAAAUUGGGGUCGCAGUUUCGUUUCAUAUUCGCGAUUGUGUUGAGAGUCUAGCUUCAGGUUCCACUUUUACAGUUUCCACGACUCUGCUCGAGUUUCGCUCUCUGCUGUAUCAUCCUUUGGGUCAGAUAUUGGUAGAGCCGUGACUGUAACGCCGUCUUAACUUCAUCUCGUCCACUGAGUUCAGAGUUCUUGUUCCCCUUUGCUUUAUGAAUAAACUUUAGAGAAGAUUUGUGGACC
Molecule: messenger RNA, 2501 nt
Organism: Tarenaya hassleriana
Lineage: Eukaryota; Viridiplantae; Streptophyta; Magnoliopsida; Brassicales; Cleomaceae
Product: coronatine-insensitive protein 1
Exons: 3
Coding region: 408-2183 (591 amino acids)
Biological process (GO): SCF-dependent proteasomal ubiquitin-dependent protein catabolic process
Cellular component (GO): SCF ubiquitin ligase complex
Source: RefSeq, a predicted model, not a curated record